This is a messenger RNA of Paramecium tetraurelia, 855 nucleotides long. RefSeq lists its product as uncharacterized. NCBI's taxonomy places the organism in Eukaryota, Ciliophora, Oligohymenophorea, Peniculida, Parameciidae. The transcript is spliced from 2 exons. The record is from RefSeq and is a predicted model, not a curated record.
AUGAAAAAGAAUUCAAAUAUUAUAUAUAAGCAUUGGUAAAAUAGAUGUGAAGCUGCUUAAUAGACAAUUCAUCAAUUGGACGAAAUCUAUAAGGCUGCUUAGGAUGUCUAAUAAAAUAAACCAAAUUUUAAGGCCAAGCAUAUUCUUAAUAAGAAAUUGGUGGAAUCUUAAGGAUAGAAGUUGUCAUAAGUGAAAUUAUUGCAGAACAUAACAGAUGAAGAUUUAAGGAAUAUCAAAAUAGUUAAUACUCAAAAUUAAAGUGUGUUAUAGAAAGUAUACAGCAAUACGUUGCAAUAAUAUUAAGCUCGAUUAUUAAAGAAGCCUCAAGCUGUUUAAUAAUCUCACGAUGAAAAUUGUAUUAGAAAUCCAUUCACAAUUAAAACACAAGCAGAUAUUUUGAGUGAAAACAGCACAGAAUUCAAUUCAUUAACAACUCGUUCAUCUUAGCCUGUGGUUAAGACUGAUAAUGUUAUUCCCUCUUAUGGGUAAUUACCAUCACUUCAUAUCCCAUAAAAUACUCCUUUAUAAAUAGUUUUUGACACUCUUAGCACACUUCCUAGAGUAAAUAAGGAUAACCUUGUCUUAUCUUUAAUGUAUUAAUAGGCUUUCAAAUCAGAGAAUCCAGAAAAGAAAGCGAAAUAGAUUUAAAAGGUCAUUUAAGCAUCUUAUAGGAAUGUUUCAAAGUAAUAUGAAUCAAAAAUUCUUCCUCCAAACGAAGUCAAUAAUACUAGUAACAAUUAAUCGAUUGACAGACGUAGAUUGAAAUUCAAAUCAAGUGGAUCUUAUGAUCUUAAUUCAUCCAGAAAUUAUGUGAGUUUUGUUCAAUAAAAAUAAAUAUGUUCAUAAAUCAAUUGA